AUGUCGCCGGACGACGAACCAAACAACCAACGUGACGAACAGGUGACAAACAUGGACGUCCGUCAACCGUUUAGCAGGUCGCGGAGCAACACCAUAGUGUCGGCGGACGUGCAAAACGGUUACCACUGGCUCGAGGGCUGCUAUGAGCACAUCUUCACUUGCAUGACCCUCCUCAAGCACGCCCAACAUACAAAGGGUGGCCUCCACAUCGGCUGGCUAGACAUUCGGGAUGCCUUCGGCUCCGUUUCACACCAGCUGCUGACGCACAUCCUGAAGGAGAUCGGCCCCUCCCCAGAGCAAGCACUGGGCGUCUUCAGAGACAUGUACGAGGACGUCUCCUUCGCAGUCGACACCGACGGCGCAAGCACGGGCGAGAUUCCGUUGAAGGCGGGGGGUUAA
Messenger RNA from Soboliphyme baturini, 399 nucleotides. Lineage: Eukaryota; Metazoa; Nematoda; Enoplea; Dioctophymatida; Soboliphymatidae. The record is from the annotation of a GenBank genome assembly.